AUGGAUAAUAACGACGAUGGGCUCAUGCUCAACUUUGCCCCUGCGGCGGCCUCGUCAGCAGGUCGGCCCAAACAAACGGCCAAGGCUCGAUUCGUACAGAAGAGGACCGCACAACAGCUUCGAAGGCAGGCACCAAAGUCGAAUGGUGAUGCGGCAGCAACUUCAAGAGCGGCUGACGUAGCGCAAUCGGCGCCGAGCCGCGCUGUGCCUGUACCCACAGUACCGAUCGAAUCGCCAGCAGCGAAAAGGCAAAGGAUCGAGGCUCCAGCAGCAUCCUCGUCGACAGGGCUGAGUGCGCCCCGAUUCGACCCUCGCUCUGCCACUUCCAAAGCAGCACCAUCCACUUCACGAGCCAAUGGCGCUUCCGCUUCGUCUGGAAAUACUACUCGCAGGGCUGCUGUCUCAGCACCGCAGCAAGCCAGCACUUCUUCGGCUGCAUCCAGACCCUCCGGCUCGGCAUCCAAGUCGAACGGUGCAGGCGUGGUCAGCGCGCUCUUUCCCGCUCACGGUGUGCUGGAAGAUUCGAGCAUUGCCCACACACCGUUCCAGCGCAAAGCCUACGAUCCGACGAACGCUCCGUCGGCAGGCUCCGACUUCGCAUCGUGUGGCUUGGAUCCUCUGCUGGUCUACCACCUCGAAUCCAAGAUGAAGAUCGGAUCUAACCCGACUUCGAUCCAGUCAGCAGCUCUUCCGCAUCUCUUGCAUCCUGGCCUCGAUCGGGAUAUCCUCAUCCAAGCGCAGACGGGCUCAGGAAAGACGCUCACCUAUCUGCUGCCCAUCGUGCAGAGCCUGCUGCCGCUGUGUGAGGAGUCAUUCAUCGACAGGUCGGUGGGUACGCUGGCCAUCAUCCUCGCACCGACUCGUGAAUUAGCACGCCAGAUCUACGAGGUGCUGGAGAAGCUCGUUUCGCUGGCACUCAGUCUCAAGGAGCAAAACGAAAAUGAAGAGGGCACUGUCAGGAGGACGAGAUGGCUCGUUCCUGGUCUGCUUUCUGGUGGGUCGACAAAGAACCACGAGAAGCAGCGACUGCGCAAGGGAUGCCCCAUCCUUGUUUCCACACCAGGAAGAUUGCUCGACCAUCUGCAGAACACGUCCAGCUUCGACGUCGGCAAGUGCAGAUGGCUUGUGCUCGACGAAGCGGAUCGACUGCUCGAGAUGGGAUUCGAGGAGCAGCUUACGGGCAUCGUCCGUGCGCUAGAUGGACGACGAAAUCUCGCUUGUACUGCGGCGCGACAAGCCAUGCCAGGAUUCGAAGAGGGAGUUGCACCAGGUGAUGCAGACUGGAUCGCAGACCCCGAUGUGAUGGACACUCUCGGUAUGACCUGGUGGGCGCACGCGAGGAGAGUCGUCCUCUGUUCCGCCACCCUCGACGAGAAUGUGCAAGUCUUGGCCGGAAAGACGCUCAUCAACCCCAAGAUCAUCCGUGGUGUCAAGGAUGACAGUGCCGACGCCGCGAACCCAGCAGCAUCACCGGACGCCACCACCGACACAAUCGUGGCCAAGAAAGAGCCCACCAAGUUCGCAGCGCCUGCUCAGCUCGCGCAGAGCUUCGUCACGACGCCACCCAAGCUGCGACUCGUCACCCUGCUCUCUCUACUGCGAGCAUACAUCUCUCGCGCGCGUCGCUCCUCCGAAGAAGCCGAUCCGACCCUCCGCCUCGCCGGCGCUGGUCGCGUCAUCGUCUUCAUGAGCUGCACAGACAGUGUUGACUUCCACUACGCAGCCUUUGGCGGCGCACGCAUGCACGCCCCCGAAAACGACCCUAACGCACCCGAUGACGAGGAGUCCGACACCCUUCCCGCGCAUACCGUCUCGGAACUCAUUCCCAACAUCCCCAUCUUCCGGCUGCACGGCAGCAUGACCCAGCAAGAACGCAUUGCCUCUCUUCGAGGCUUCUCGGGUGGCAAAAAGCAAGCUUCUGCUGGUUUUGAAGGUAGCAUCCUGCUGUGCACCAGCGUUGCAAGUCGUGGUCUGGACCUGCCGGAUGUAGGGUGCGUGAUCCAGCUCGACCCUCCCACAGAGGGUGGCAUCGAAGAGUAUCUGCAUCGCGUGGGGCGAACCGCCCGAGUGGGCCGAGCCGGCGAGUCGUGGCUCAUGGUUUUGCCUCAGGAAGUCGCGUGGGUUUCGACCGUCCUCGAAGCGCAGAUGACCAUCCAGGGCACCUCGUCCAUCACGGACCUCAAGAAUUCAGGUCAGUCGCGCAAGAUCACGCCCGCAUCAAUUGAGGCCGUCCUGCAGCAAGGCAUGGGAGGCACGACGGGUACGCUCGAGUAUCAGUCCCGCGCCACCGAGGUGCAGCUGGCGUUCGAACGAUGGGUGCUCUCCGGUGAGCGACCGAGUUUGCUCGCUCGCAAAGGUUUCCUCUCUCACGUGCGGGCGUACGCCACCCACUCGGCAGAGGAGAAACAGUUCUUCAACGUACGCGCCCUCCAUCUUGGUCAUCUAGCGAAAGCAUUCGCACUGCGAGAAGCACCCCGUUCGCUCGGCGCCAAGAGCGCCGCCACCGCCACUGCGUCCACCAAACACGAGACUGUCAAGAAGCGUCCCGCACCCGCUCAAUCCGACGAGAGCGACUCCGACGAGAGUGGAGACGAAGCAGGAUCAGAUUACGAAGGCAAGCCCAAACGCGACGCCUUCGAACUGUCACCUGCAGCACUGAAGGAGCUCACUGCAAGCAUCGUCGCUCAAUCGGACGGAAGUAACAGAAGCAAGAAGUUGGCCCGUGAAGCAGCCAAGGCCGCCGAAGCGGCGGAAGGCAAAGUUCAGACAGAUGCCGAAGCGAGGAUGUACGCGAAAGUGCGCGCGUUGGGUAGGGCGAGUAAGAAGCACGGUGUGCUGGGCGCACACGGUGCGGACGAGUUCCAGAUCGCGUAG
This is a messenger RNA of Kalmanozyma brasiliensis GHG001, 2874 nucleotides long. RefSeq names its product DNA/RNA helicase, DEAD/DEAH box type, N-terminal. The coding region runs from base 1 to 2874 and encodes 957 amino acids. Gene Ontology annotation, cellular component: nucleus. Gene Ontology annotation, molecular function: ATP binding; nucleic acid binding. The record is from RefSeq and is a predicted model, not a curated record. Lineage: Eukaryota; Fungi; Basidiomycota; Ustilaginomycetes; Ustilaginales. Gene Ontology annotation, biological process: ribosome biogenesis. The transcript has a single exon.